AUGCGCAGGAGCGCGGUGGCGGCUGUGUUGCACGACUGGCAGAAUAACGAAGAGCAGCGUUCGUACCAUGAACCACUUCGACAAUUGGCCACAGGAGGCGGAUAUGGAAUCCUUACAGACCAGAAGCCAUUCAGGCCACCAUUGAAGCAAACCAAUGCGCCUCAAUCCUUGCGCAAGCGACCGCGAGUCAAUUACGCGGGGCUAGAGGGGGCCAGCGAAAAUGAUGAAGCUUACAAGGAAGAAAAGGAAAUGCCCAAAAAGAAGAACAGCUUGGAAGGUGUUUAUAAGGGGAUCGACGCGUCUGGCGUCUCUCUCAACGCAGAUCGCCGCAAAUGGGCCGUGUACCAAGCAAAGCCAGAUGCUAUCAAGAGCAAAUUCACUAUUCCAAGCAUGAAAAAUGAGCGAGGAGAAUUUAUUGAAAAUCGCUUAACGCACGCGGCUCUUGGUGUGCGCAAGCCUAUUGAAGUGCCUCCUCGGCCUUUGUACGAUCCGAUGAGCGAGCAUGCCAUUGUGCUGUUUGAUCCUACAGUUGAUGACAAAGAUGCGGAACAAGAGCGAGAGCGUCUCCGAACUGCCUUUGAAGAGCAAAGAAAGGUACUCGACCGAGGCCCACAUAAAAGUUUAGCGCGCAUUCUGGGGUUAGAUAAACCCAAGCUAGUAAUUGAAGAGAAGGUGCCGGUGGUAAUUGAUCCACGUCUAGGCCGUAUACUGCGUCCACAUCAAGUCGAAGGUGUCAAGUUUUUAUACCGAUGCACCACUGGAAUGGUUUCAGAGAAUGCGCACGGAUGUAUUAUGGCUGACGAAAUGGGUCUUGGCAAGACACUCCAGUGUAUCACACUCAUGUGGACGCUUCUGCGCCAAUCUCCACGGGCAGGAAAGGGUACCAUUGACAAAGCGAUUGUGGAACCUCAGCCCCUGGCUCCCUCGCUCUCGAUGCGGAGGGUGAUUUUGUCGGGUACGCCUAUUCAGAACGAUCUCUCAGAAUACUUUUCGCUCAUCAAUUUCGCAAUACCUGAUAUUCUUGGUAACCGGAAUGAGUUCCGUAAGCGCUUUGAAAUUGAUAUCCUUCGUGGAAGAGAUGCGGAAGCUACCGACAAGGAAAAGCAAAUCGGCAGGGAAAAGCUACAGGAGCUUUCCGGUAUUGUGAGCCAGUUCAUUAUUCGACGCACGAACGAUAUCCUGUCCAAAUAUCUACCCCUCAAGUACGAGCAUGUGGUAUUCUGCAAUCUGUCGCCUUUUCAGCUGGAUUUAUAUCAUCUCUUUUUAAAAGCACCCGCCAUCCAAAAGAUGCUAAAGGGUGCCGUGUCGCAACCGCUAAAGGCCAUUGGCAUCUUGAAGAAACUAUGCAAUCAUCCUGACCUUCUCAAUCUCCCCGAGGAUUUGGAAGGGAGCGAAGAGUAUUUCCCUGAGGGCUAUAAACCUGGAGACAGGAGGAACGCGCUUGCUCGAGUGUGGCGAGAUGGCCAGAAAAAGACAUGCUUUGUCUACCGAUUUGUGGCCACAGGCUCGAUUGAGGAAAAGAUCUUGCAGCGCCAGUCUCACAAGCAGUCUCUAUCCUCCUGUGUCGUUGACGAUGACUUGGAUGCAGAGAGGCAUUUUUCUGGCGAAAUACUUCGUGCACUCUUCCAGUACAAGUCAAAUACGGUCUCUGACACGCACGACACAUAUAAAUGUAAGAGGUGCCGCGAUGGUAGGCAAGUUAUUCCCUCUCAAGCUAUGCUCUAUGGAGACACUAGCACGGAGCCGCUCGAGCAGAUGCAGCGCCUAUCAAUCCUCAUGGUGAAGGACGAGGAAGUCUAUAUGAAUGAUGUAUUCCGACGAGGAAUGGUCGGUGCACUCACGGGAAGUGGCGACUCUGCAUCCUUUGGGAAGCCAUGCGCGGAUUCCAAGCACAAGUCCGUGCCCAUUGAGUUCUUGGAUGAAUAUGCACGGACGCAGUGGGAAACCAUCCUGUAUUUCAUGGUGGGAAGUGAGCACUCCUCGCGUCCCAGGAAUACGGUCCUCUUUCUACUUCAGCGAGCGGGUCUCAUGCAGCGUGGAAGCGCAGGAGAGGACCUGAACAUCACGUCAUUGGGUUUCCAGUUUCUGUUGCAGGAUGUAAAUUCGCAACUGUGGGCUCUGCUCCUGCACUACCUGAGUAUGGCUGAAGAACGAAACAUGGACCUUGUAGAAAUCCUGUCCUUCUUCUUCACUGUCGGUGGCCUGGAGUUGGGACGCGCCUAUGAAACACAAGGUCUUUCGACGACGCAAAUGCAGACGCUCGAGGAGCUAAGUGAUUACGGCCUUGUAUACCGACCAAGCAAGAGCGUGAAAUACUUCUUUCCAACUCGGCUGGCUUCUACUCUGACGAGCACGGCCUCCCCUUCUCUCUCCCGCUUAAAUGAUCAAGAAGAACAAGGUUACUUGAUCCUGGAGACCAACUACCGCGUCUAUGCGUAUACCUGUACGUGCCAGCUAACGCGGCAUAGCGUCAAGUCCGCCUUGAACAAAGGCAUCACUGCCGACCAGAUUAUCACUUAUAUGUCGCACCAUGCUCACCCGCAAAUGUACAAAAAUCGGUCAACGGUGCGUCGUACUGUACUGACCCCAGGCAACCUGUAUACCGAUUUCACUUCGAUGGAGGACUAUUUCCAGGUACGCGAUUACGCCAAAAGUCUGGGCGUACUGCAAUGGGAGAGCGAGGCCAAGCGCAUGCUCUUUGUCACAGCAGAGGGACAUGCGCGUGUUCGAGAAUUCAUUCAGCGGCGGCGCGUGUAG
Molecule: messenger RNA, 2757 nt
Organism: Malassezia sympodialis ATCC 42132
Lineage: Eukaryota; Fungi; Basidiomycota; Malasseziomycetes; Malasseziales; Malasseziaceae
Gene: TFB2
Exons: 7
Coding region: 1-2757 (918 amino acids)
Biological process (GO): nucleotide-excision repair
Cellular component (GO): transcription factor TFIIH holo complex; transcription factor TFIIH core complex
Molecular function (GO): double-stranded DNA binding; ATPase activator activity
Source: RefSeq, a predicted model, not a curated record